AUGAACACUUUCACAAUUGUAUUCGACCAACCGGAAUUCACUCCUGGACAAAAUGUCACUGGCCGAGCUGUUUUUCAAACGAGCGUUGCGAUAAAUGCUCGUUAUUUGAAAAUCUGCAUCCAUGGAGCUGCUCAUACGAAAUGGAAUGAAAGUGAGCAAAGACACAGGGAUUGCAACGGGACGAGUGAGUGUUACACUGAAACCGUCCAAUACGCCUCUGAAAUUAACUAUGUUUCUAAAGAAACCAUUGCAUGGAGUGCAAAAAAUGGAACUAACACAUUGCAACCUGGAAACCACAUUUUUCCAUUUUCUUUCCCCCUUCCUGUCGACUGUCCUCCGAGUUAUGAAGGCUUCCACGGCCAUAUUCGUUACUCGAUCCGCGUUGAACUGGAUAGACCAUGGAAUUUCAAUAAAAAAGAGAGGGAGUAUUUUAAAGUUGUACCGAAUUUCGACCUGAAUUACCUCCCAUACGGUAACACCCCCAUAAUGCAAAAAGACGUAAAAGAUAUUGGCGCGAUUUUCAAGAAGGGAAUUGUAACUAUGACAGUAACUAUACCAAAGCAAGCAGUGGCUUCUGGAGAAGCUCUACCCAUUACCAUUGAUAUUGACAAUUGUUCAAAAAGGGCAGCCUACUGUGUUCGUGCCGAGCUCAAGCAAAAUUCACACUACAAUGCUAGUCGAAACUCUCUUUUCUCCCACUCAUCCUGUCACGAUCAUCACAAAGACGAUAGCAAGCGAGUCGCUGAGACUCGGAAAAACAUUAAAAUCACGGCUCGAACACAUGGACGUGAACAGCUGAUGAUGAAAAUUCCGAAGCUGGCUCCAAGCUUUCAAUGUCCAAUCAUCGGUGUCGAAUACUGUUUGUCAGUGAAAUUGGACACGGAGACUUCACUGAAUAACACCCUGCACUGCGAAUUCAAUCUCAUAAUUGGAACUGUAUCAAUUAUCAACAAUGCUAUCCCAAUCGCAGUGUCAUCUUUGGCCCCCACAGCUCCACCAGGUGAUAGAACCGAAUCCAUGCCACCACCAUACUUCUCAUUAACGCCUACAGCUCCGUCAGAUGAUUCUGCUAGUCCAUCUGCCCCACCACCAACAUAUGAUGAGUCAAUGGCAGUGACAAAAAUUUGA
Molecule: messenger RNA, 1128 nt
Organism: Caenorhabditis briggsae
Lineage: Eukaryota; Metazoa; Nematoda; Chromadorea; Rhabditida; Rhabditidae
Gene: Cbr-arrd-24
Product: Protein CBR-ARRD-24
Exons: 4
Coding region: 1-1128 (375 amino acids)
Biological process (GO): protein transport
Cellular component (GO): cytoplasm
Source: RefSeq, a predicted model, not a curated record